CUUAUCUGUCGAAGGGAUAUGUCGCUCACACUCACAGGUUGCGGUCAUCUGGUUUGUGGCAAGCGUCGUCUGAAGGCGCGCGUCUGAGUGCCCUUACAGGACGUGCGAGGUCGUACACGCUGCCUGCAUCGCGCACAGUCUGUACUCGAUCACAGUCUCCAACUUUACGCACCCCGAGCGACUGGUGCUGAUCCCCCGGACGCUCGCGGUUGCAGUCUUGUUCUCGGGGUUCAUUGGCGCACUCGGUCUGCUCUCAGAUCUCGCUGCACGUAUGUAACAGGGGUUAAUUUGAUUCCCCCAGUGCAAGCGUUCUUCGCCCACCGUAUCCGCACUCUAUCUCACUCGCUCCCGCUGCCGGCUCUGAGCCUCUUUCUCUCGUUCUUGCGGCUGCUGGGAUCCGCGCUGGUGUGCGUGUACGGCUUCAAAACUCUGACCAUCCCAGAGUUCGAGACUCGCUUCGGUUGGCUGCUGACCGCGCUCUGGGCCAUCACGUCCGCGAAUGAUGUGCUCAUUGCUGGCACGAUCACGUGGUGUCUACGGAGAGGACGGGCCGGGCUCGAUGCCAGGACUGUGCCGCUGAUAGAUAAACUCGUUAUGUGGACCAUGGAAACGGGGCUUUUGACCAGUGCAGCAGGCUUGGUCAACCUCAUCUGUUUCGUAACCAUGAAAGAAAACUUCAUAUGGCUGGCAUGCUAUGUUGUUGCCGCGCGCCUCUAUUCAAACUCGCUGCUGGCCAGCCUCAACUCGCGGGUAGCACUGCACUCGGCAUCUCAAAAGAUCCAAAAUGCCGAGUUUGGGAGCAUGCCCACCUCCACGUUUCAGGCGGUUCAUUUCAAAAGUGUCCCGGCGGUCGGCAGUGCUGUCACUACUGCUUCAGGAAUUGGUGAUCUUGAUGAGCGACAGAGGACUUGAAUACCAGUCAUGUAUCUUGAGAUGUAUGGUGCAUGUGCCCUUAACACUACCACUUUUGUACAAGGGUCACAGUGUGUCACAGAAGCGUCUGUUUUCUUAUCUGUCUUACAGAAACACUCAGUUUGAGGUGUAGAACAAAUCUGUAAGAGGGAUAAUUAAUUGCUUCAAAACUGAGGGAGUUGAUGUUUUGAUUGACACCCCGAUUCCGGUUCUGUCACGUUAUGUCACGAAAUGUGACUAGAAGUCACGCCAAAGUCACCACUUUUGCUGACAAAUAUGACCUCUUUCAGGCUUCUAUGCAUAAAAUGUGUCUUUCCACUUGAUCUGCACUCAAUCUGAACCAUUUCUGAUGCUUUCCCGACCAUUUUAUUUUUGCAAAUUUUCUGACCAGAUUCCGGUCCUGUCACAAAGUGGCAGUGACGAGGGCACGUGCACCAUAG
This is a messenger RNA of Mycena citricolor, 1352 nucleotides long. Lineage: Eukaryota; Fungi; Basidiomycota; Agaricomycetes; Agaricales; Mycenaceae. The record is from the annotation of a GenBank genome assembly.